UUCUUUUGUGUGAAGGACUUUGUAACUACAUAAGGCUGGAACAAUAUACGGCAGCUUCCACAGGUUCAAGAGGAACAGGAAGUGUUCACGCAGCAGACGGACCUCCAACAGAACCAGACUGUUGAGAUGGCAGUAAACAACACGCCGUCCACCCUGCAGCAGAUCCUCUGUCAGACACACUUCACUUCCGGUUGUGCCAUGCUGUGCCAUGCAGGUCUGUACCAGCCUUCAGACCUCCAGGGCAGUGAGUGAGUGGUAGCUUGUGACACCACCUGAUGGCCCGGUGAAGAACUGAGCCUGGCUCCAUGGAAGCCAUUCCAGGGCUCCAGUGGACACACACGGGAUGUGGGAGAGCUUCUGAGAUCUCACACCAGACCACAAUGUCUUCCAGUAGUGUCUGCUGGUCAUGAGCUCCAAGGUGGACCGGAGCCGGACCGGAGCCGGACCUCUGUCCUGGGCUGGGUCAUGCCUGAUGGAACCACGCCCCCUUGAGAGAAUCGAAACCUAUACAGAUAGGUUUCGAUUCGAGUAAGAAGAGCGCGUGCCCGUUGACAGUGUCAUUGUGCUUCCUGCUGCUCCUCUCCUGGACCAUGGCUUUCAACCAGCAGACACCGGUUCAUGCACCAAGAAUCCCCUUCACUGGAUCGAUCCAUGGGGGUCUGCAGGUGGGGAAGUCCAUCAGCAUCAGUGGACGAGUCCUGCCUGGAGCCGAUAGGUUCAAUGUGAAUUUACAGUGUGGUUCCAGGGACAAUGCAGACAUUGCUCUCCACAUUAACCCCCGGUAUGACAGCCACCCUGGUUAUGUGGUUACCAACACCUCACAGAAGGGCAACUGGGGCAGUGAAGUCAGGAAGCUCAACUCUCCGUUCCCGGCUGGCUCCACCUUCAGCCUCAUCAUCACUGUCUCCCAUGAUGCCUACAAGUUGAACGUCAAUGGCUGCAACUUCAUGGAGUACAGACACCGUAUCCCAUUUCACCAGGUGGACACCAUCACAGUAGCUGGGAGCGUAGAAAUCUCCUCCAUUGCCUUCCAGAACUCUAUGCCGGCAUUUCCUGCUCAGCCUGCGUUUGCUUCACACGUAGCCUUUCCCACCAAUGCUGCAUACCCUUUUUUUGUGGCGGGUCCACCGCAGACUGGAUUCCCCUCCCAGACUGGAUUCCCCUCCCAGACUGGAUUCCCCUCCCAGACUGGAUUCCCCUCCCAGCAUGGAUUCCCCUCCCAGACUGGAUUCCCCUCCCAGACUGGAUUCCCCUCCCAGCAUGGAUUCCCCUCCCAGACUGGAUUCCCCUCCCAGACUGGAUUCCCCUCCCAGACCGGAUUCCCCUCCCAGCCUGGAUUUCCUCCUGCAAUGCCUGCUGUUCCAUAUAAGAGCCCCAUCAGUGGUGGACUUAAACCUGGCAGGACCGUCACUAUCCAGGGGACUGUUCUCCCCAAUGCCACAAGAUUCAAUGUGAAUCUGAGCCAUCGCUCUGGCAUCGCUCUGCAUUACAAUCCACGUUUCAACGAGAACUCUGUGGUUCGAAACACCAAACGGGGGGAGCAGUGGGACGCUGAGGAGCGUGACGGAGUGAUGCCCUUCCAGCAGGGGAAGCCUUUCACGCUGAUUAUCUGUUGUGAGAGCCACUCCUUCAGAAUUGUGGCCAAUGGGAUGCAGAGGCACAUCUAUAAGCAUCGUUUCACUCCCCUUAAGAACAUCACCUCCCUGGAGAUUGAUGGAGACAUCAGCCUGACCUCUGUGAUGGUGUAGACAUCCAGCACCUCUGGCUGCUCUUGAUAAUCUUAUCCACAACAUGCUUUCUCUGAUUAAAAAACAUUGCAUUAAUAAUUAAUCCAUGCUAAUGUAUUAUACCUUGUAUUUUUCACCUGUUUAUAAAUACUACUAAUAAUCAUUCUAAUUUGUAUACUCCUGAAACAUUACAAGGGAAAUCCACCAACAAUGAUCAGGUCAGGUUUGUCCAAAGGCAUUCGGUGUCAUGUAUAGAGACAAAUAGGCCCAGCAACACUGCAAAUCACAACGCACACUGAAUGCAGCUGACAGCAGAUAAAUGUCCAAUGCUCAAGUCUCUAAAAAAGGAAUAGUGUUGGAAAUACAAUUGCAUCUUAACUGUGUAAUCAUUCAUGUUUGAAACACAUUGAACAUUGAAAUUAAAGUAUAGUGUGACAGCA
Cyclopterus lumpus (lumpfish) is the source of this 2167-nucleotide messenger RNA. RefSeq names its product galectin-9-like. Gene Ontology annotation, biological process: negative regulation of CD4-positive, alpha-beta T cell proliferation; negative regulation of type II interferon production; positive regulation of gene expression. NCBI's taxonomy places the organism in Eukaryota, Metazoa, Chordata, Actinopteri, Perciformes, Cyclopteridae. Gene Ontology annotation, cellular component: cytosol; nucleus. The transcript is spliced from 9 exons. The record is from RefSeq and is a predicted model, not a curated record. Gene Ontology annotation, molecular function: galactoside binding; carbohydrate binding. The coding region runs from base 591 to 1748 and encodes 385 amino acids.